AUGGAAACUCAAUUAUUAAGUCAUAAUAGCAGUGGCGAAAUCAAUUUAUUAAAUAAAAGUAGUUCAGAUAAUAUAAGAUUAUCACCCUUAUAUAAUGAAAAGGAAUUAUUAGAACAACAAGAAUUAAUUUUAAAACAACAAUUAAUGCAUAACCAACAAAGACAACAACAAUUACUACAACAGCAACAACAAAAACAAGCUGCCGAAGCUGAACAAAAAAGAAUUAUGCAACAACAACAGCAACAACAACAACAACAACAACAAUUACUACAACAACAACAACAGCAAUUAUUAUUAUUAAAUGAAAUUGGAGAAGAGGAUGAAGUAAAAAAAGGUAUUACAAGAACAUCAUUUUUUGGAGCAGCUUCAAGAGCAAUAUUAACAAAUAAAUUCUUAAGUAUAAUGACAAAAAGUUUAAAUUCAAGUCAAGAUUUAAAUAAUACAACCAAUAGUAAAACAAAUAUAAAUAUAAAUAAUAAUAAUAGUAAAGAUUUUGAUAAUAUAAGAAAAUUAAUUGAACAUGGUCUUUACAUUCAAGAUUUAAUACCUGAAAAUCAAUUAUCAUUUGUUUGUGACCAACUUUGUAUAUAUGACCCAUUUGCAAUUUUCUUUUUAGAUACUGAAGAAUCAAAACAACUCCUUUUAGAUAGUUUUCAAUUAUUUCAUUCAGUUUCACCACAACAACAAUUUUUAAAUAAUAGUAGUAAUAAUAUAAAUAUAAAUAAUAAUAAUAAUAAUAAUGUAACAUAUAAAGAAUUUAUAAUGAAAUCACAUCCAAUUCAAUCAUGGUUAGAAUUUCAAAAAGGUGGAAAUUCAAUUAAUAAAAUUGGAUUUAGAACUAAAUAUAUAGAUCAAGUGAUAAUGGAUAGUUUAUCAAUUAAAGGAACAGUUGCACAUUUUAAUGCAUCAGCAUUUUUUUAUACUCAAGUUGUUUUUUGUGGUUCAGGAUUGGAUAGUCGUUCAUUGAGAUUACCAAUUGAUAAACAUGUAUCUGUAUUCGAGAUCGAUUUACCACAUGUUAUAAAUUAUAAGAAAAAAGUUUUAGAAAAAGCAACUACAAUUAUAAAACCAACAAGUCAAUGUCAUAUCAAUUAUAUCGGUGGUGAUAUCGUAAAGGAAGGUGAUCGUUGGAUUGGAAGUUUGUUAGAUUGCGGCUUCAAUCCUGCAAUGCAUACUCUUUGGGUGUUGGAGGGUGUUUUAAUGUAUUUAACCGAAGAGGAGAUCGGCACGCUUUUAGGCUCGAUUGGCAUGCUAUCUGCCCCAAAUAGUAAAUUGUUAAUUCAUACUGUUUCUCCACAAAAUUCAAAAAAUAAUGGUGGUAAUGCUUCUUCACAAUGUUCUACUGCUUCAGUUGCUCAUUCAAUUAGUUCAAGUACAAAUAGUACAAAUAAUAGAUCAUUCAAUUUAUUUAAAGAAGAGUUUGUAUCAUUUCAUUCAAAUCCAAGUGAAUUACUAAAUGAAUUUGGUUUCUCUAAGGACAUAACCUCAGUAUCAUAUAGUGAUUUAAAUCAAUUAUAUCUUUGCAAUAAUCCUGAUUUUAUUUCAAAUCCUGAUUGCUCAAGAUUUUCAGUUGGUGUUUUUACUGGUUAA
Molecule: messenger RNA, 1590 nt
Organism: Dictyostelium discoideum AX4
Lineage: Eukaryota; Evosea; Eumycetozoa; Dictyosteliales; Dictyosteliaceae
Exons: 1
Coding region: 1-1590 (529 amino acids)
Molecular function (GO): methyltransferase activity
Source: RefSeq, a predicted model, not a curated record